AGCUCCAAAAUGGCGGCCGCCACUGCGGGGUUUCUGCCGGUCGGUGGUCCCCGGCGCUGCUAAGUCAGCAUCGGCUUUUCCCCCUCUUGAACCUGGAUUCGCCUAGGGGUUGGGAAGGGAAGUGGACGGCACUAGGGGAGGCCAGACGAGAUUUGUAAAGAACUCUGCAGAAUUCCUGGUGUUUCAUCAUACAUACGACUGAGAUCAGGUAUCAAUCCUUUUAGCCUGCUGUCUCUGGACCAAAAACAAAAUGACAUCUAUUAUCAAAUUAACUACCCUUUCUGGGGUCCAAGAAGAAUCUGCCCUUUGCUAUCUUCUCCAAGUUGAUGAGUUUAGAUUUUUAUUGGACUGUGGCUGGGAUGAACACUUUUCUAUGGAUAUUAUAGAUUCCCUGAGGAAGCAUGUUCACCAGAUUGAUGCUGUACUGUUGUCUCACCCCGAUCCUCUCCACCUUGGUGCCCUCCCGUAUGCUGUUGGAAAGUUGGGUCUGAACUGUGCUAUCUAUGCAACCAUUCCUGUUUAUAAAAUGGGACAGAUGUUCAUGUAUGAUCUUUAUCAGUCUCGACACAAUACAGAAGAUUUUACGCUCUUUACGUUAGACGAUGUGGAUGCAGCCUUUGAUAAAAUACAGCAGCUAAAAUUCUCUCAAAUUGUAAAUUUGAAAGGUAAAGGACAUGGCCUGUCUAUCACACCUCUGCCAGCCGGUCAUAUGAUAGGUGGAACAAUAUGGAAAAUAGUCAAAGAUGGAGAAGAAGAAAUUGUUUAUGCAGUUGACUUUAACCACAAGAGGGAGAUCCAUUUAAAUGGAUGUUCCCUGGAAAUGCUAAGCAGGCCCUCCUUACUUAUCACAGAUUCAUUUAAUGCUACAUAUGUGCAGCCUAGAAGAAAACAGAGAGAUGAGCAGCUUCUGACAAAUGUCCUGGAAACACUUCGAGGUGAUGGAAAUGUUUUAAUAGCAGUGGACACGGCAGGCAGAGUUUUGGAACUUGCUCAACUUCUGGAUCAGAUUUGGAGAACUAAAGAUGCAGGACUGGGUGUUUACUCAUUGGCACUCCUGAAUAACGUCAGUUAUAAUGUGGUGGAGUUUUCUAAGUCCCAGGUAGAAUGGAUGAGUGAUAAAUUGAUGAGAUGUUUUGAAGACAAAAGAAAUAAUCCGUUUCAGUUUCGCCAUCUCUCUUUAUGUCAUGGUCUUUCCGACUUGGCCCGGGUACCUAGCCCUAAAGUUGUACUUGCCAGCCAACCUGACCUGGAAUGUGGAUUUUCAAGGGAUCUCUUUAUUCAGUGGUGUCAGGACCCUAAAAACUCAAUCAUCCUAACUUACAGAACUACUCCUGGCACUUUAGCACGUUUCCUAAUUGAUAACCCUUCUGAAAAAAUUACAGAAAUAGAGCUGAGGAAACGUGUGAAGCUUGAAGGGAAAGAACUUGAGGAAUACUUGGAAAAAGAGAAACUGAAGAAAGAAGCUGCUAAAAAGCUUGAGCAGUCGAAAGAGGCAGAUAUAGAUUCCAGUGAUGAGAGUGACAUUGAGGAAGAUAUUGACCAGCCAUCAGCUCAUAAGACGAAGCAUGACUUGAUGAUGAAAGGUGAAGGCAGUCGUAAAGGAAGUUUUUUCAAACAGGCAAAAAAGUCUUAUCCUAUGUUUCCUGCCCCAGAAGAAAGAAUUAAAUGGGAUGAAUAUGGAGAGAUUAUCAAACCAGAGGAUUUCUUGGUGCCAGAGCUUCAAGCUACUGAAGAAGAAAAAAGCAAAUUAGAAUCUGGUUUGACAAAUGGAGAUGAACCCAUGGAUCAGGAUUUAUCUGAUGUUCCUACUAAAUGUAUUUCUACAACAGAGUCUAUUGAAAUAAAAGCCCGUGUUACCUACAUAGACUAUGAAGGACGCUCUGAUGGGGAUUCCAUUAAAAAAAUCAUUAAUCAGAUGAAACCACGACAGUUGAUCAUCGUCCAUGGCCCACCAGAGGCCAGUCAAGAUCUGGCAGAGUGCUGUCGUGCCUUUGGUGGGAAAGAUAUUAAAGUGUACAUGCCAAAGCUACAUGAAACCGUUGAUGCCACUAGUGAAACUCACAUCUACCAGGUGAGAUUAAAAGACUCACUUGUCAGCUCUCUUCAGUUUUGUAAGGCAAAAGAUGCUGAAUUGGCUUGGAUAGAUGGUGUCUUAGAUAUGAGAGUUUCCAAAGUGGACACAGGGGUUAUUUUAGAAGAAGGAGAACUAAAGGAUGAUGGAGAAGACUCAGAAAUGCAAGUGGAUGCUCCCUCAGAUGCCAGCGUUAUAGCGCAACAAAAGGCCAUGAAAAGUCUGUUCGGAGAUGAUGAAAAAGAAACAGGUGAAGAAAGUGAGAUCAUUCCUACUUUGGAACCCUUGCCACCUCAUGAGGUUCCCGGACAUCAGUCAGUUUUUAUGAAUGAACCAAGACUGUCAGACUUCAAACAAGUUCUUUUACGGGAAGGAAUUCAAGCUGAAUUUGUAGGAGGUGUACUUGUUUGCAACAAUCAAGUAGCAGUCCGUCGAACGGAAACUGGACGCAUUGGAUUAGAAGGCUGCCUUUGUCAAGAUUUUUAUAGGAUAAGAGACCUUUUAUAUGAACAAUAUGCCAUUGUGUAAAGGACAUGAUGUCAAGAAGUAUCUGCUUGACCUUUCUAAGGAAAAACGAUUCUUAUCUUACUCUGAGCUUUUGAUGUUUUGUAACAUACGAAAAGAAUCUGCCAGAAAAACUUACAUGUAUUAGAUUUUUAAAAAUGUAAAUAGAGAACAUUUUGCAAAUGAUCAUAAGAGCAUUCUAUCUUUUGGCUUCCAGAGUGUUAGAGCUCCAGCAGGUAUACAGGCCCAAGAGUUGAAAGUGAUUGGUUUUCUUUGCAUACUCCUUGUUCUAGAAGGGCUUUUUACUUGAAUAAAACAAUGCAACCUAGCAAACCAA
Molecule: messenger RNA, 2912 nt
Organism: Cebus imitator (Panamanian white-faced capuchin)
Lineage: Eukaryota; Metazoa; Chordata; Mammalia; Primates; Cebidae
Gene: CPSF2
Product: cleavage and polyadenylation specific factor 2
Exons: 16
Coding region: 251-2599 (782 amino acids)
Biological process (GO): mRNA 3'-end processing by stem-loop binding and cleavage
Cellular component (GO): mRNA cleavage and polyadenylation specificity factor complex
Molecular function (GO): RNA binding
Source: RefSeq, a predicted model, not a curated record